ACCAACGUUAAUUUACAAAAGUUUUCAUUUCCUAUUUCCUAUUUCCUGUUUCCUGUUUGUUUGCGUCUGCCAUGCAGCACCUUCCUCCUCUGUCCUCGUUGAAAGCCCCCCGUCUCCUCGUUCCCACCACUCGUCUAGGCAACUUCACCGCCCAUUAAAUAAGCCUAGCUAGGCCUAUGAAGCUUUACAGUUCCAUUCAAUGGCUAUUUCUCCCCUUGAUCCUAUUCAUUAACCCUUCUGACGCAAAACCCAUCUCAGAAAUGCCAAGAUUUGAUGAGCUCCUCAACUUGGCCCAACAAUGGUGGACUCACUAUCCACACUUCCAAGAUGCCCAGCUGAAGUUUACACCUUCCAUGGUGAUAGCCGCAGUCCUUUGUUUCAUGGCUGCAUCAAUAUCCAGUGCAGGUGGGAUCGGCGGCGGUGGCAUGUUCAUCCCCAUCUUGGCCAUAGUGGCUGGCUUAGACCUCAAAACAGCCUCAGGCCUCUCGGCUUUUAUGGUCACAGGAGGGUCAAUCGCCAAUGUCGCGUGCCAGAUGUUUGUGAAAAGUCCCAAGUUUGGUGGCAAGGGUUUGAUAGACUACGAUAUAGCGCUGUUAUCACAGCCAUGCAUGUUGCUAGGGGUGAGUAUUGGGGUAAUCUGUAACGUCGUGUUCCCAGAGUGGCUCAUCACCAUACUUUUUGUGGCUUUUCUUGCUUGGUGUACCUUCAAGACGUGUAAAUCUGGGGUGUCGCAUUGGAAAUUGGAGUCCGAAGAGGGAAGGAGGAAUGGAUUUGGAGAAUUGGAAAAUGGAUUAGUGGGGAAUGGUGUCAAGGUCUUGAAAGAGCCCCUCUUGAAUGGGAAAUUGGAGAAGUGCAGAUUGGGCAUUCCGUGGAUGAAAUUGGGCUUGUUGAUUCUGGUCUGGUUUUCUUUCUUUCUUCUCUAUCUUCUUCGUGGAGACAGAUACGGACGGAGCAUCACCUCAAUAGAGCCUUGUGGACUGGGAUACUGGAUUCUCUCAGCUCUGCAAAUUCCUCUUGCCAUAGUUUUUACUGCUUGGAUCUUGUACAGAAGGCAAACUCCACAAGAUCAGACUUCAUAUCAGCAGCGAAAGAGUGAGCUAGGCAGAGGUGGACCAUCAAACAAGUUCAUUUUCCCUGUAAUGGCCCUAUUAGCAGGAGGUUUAGGUGGAGUUUUUGGGAUUGGCGGUGGAAUGCUCAUAAGCCCUCUUCUUCUUCAAGUUGGAAUAGCGCCAGAAGUAACUGCGGCAACUUGUUCGUUCUUGGUGUUCUUCUCAUCUUCCAUGUCGGCAACUCAGUACUUACUCCUUGGCAUGGAGCACGAGGAUGCCGCUCUGUGCUUGGCAUUCGUUUGUUUCGUCGCCUCACUAGUUGGGUUGAUGGUGGUGCAGAGAGCAGUAGAUAAGCAUGGAAGAGCCUCACUCAUAGUGUUCUCAGUUGGCACUGCGAUGGCUCUGAGCACUGUUCUGAUAACCAGUUUUGGAGCUUUUGAUGUAUGGAGAGACUAUACAACUGGGAGAUACAUGGGAUUCAAACGCCCAUGUUGAACACACACACCAAGUUAAAUCCUUACAAGUGCUUAACCUUAUGUCUUACCAAUAAGAAAUGUAGUCAAAAUCAACUAUGCCGGGAAUAUAUGUCUCUAAAUAAUGGGUGUUUUGAGAAGAAUUAGGCUAUGGCAAAACGGUACUCUUCAUUAUUGGAACCACCUAAAUAACUCGGCCUUCAUAGGGACUGAAGAACCUAUAAAUUGUCCAUCUGUUUGAUGAAAUUGAAAUAAGUAUGCAUCCAAGCAAAUCCUUCAUU
Diospyros lotus (date-plum) is the source of this 1803-nucleotide messenger RNA. RefSeq names its product sulfite exporter TauE/SafE family protein 5-like. The record is from RefSeq and is a predicted model, not a curated record. Gene Ontology annotation, biological process: protein ubiquitination. Gene Ontology annotation, cellular component: membrane; Cul4A-RING E3 ubiquitin ligase complex. The transcript is spliced from 4 exons. Bases 177 to 1544 code for a protein of 455 amino acids. Lineage: Eukaryota; Viridiplantae; Streptophyta; Magnoliopsida; Ericales; Ebenaceae.